This is a messenger RNA of Centruroides sculpturatus (bark scorpion), 2655 nucleotides long. Its product is annotated as protein couch potato-like. The transcript has 10 exons. Gene Ontology annotation, molecular function: mRNA binding. Bases 288 to 1241 code for a protein of 317 amino acids. NCBI's taxonomy places the organism in Eukaryota, Metazoa, Arthropoda, Arachnida, Scorpiones, Buthidae. The record is from RefSeq and is a predicted model, not a curated record.
GACUUCUCACCUGAGCACUCCUCCAGUCGCGGCGAUCGAUGGCGCGUCACGUGACCACAGGAAGUAACGUCACAGCUAGGUGAACGGCGUGGUGAGCACACCUUGCUCUGUUCCCUCUGGUCUCUGGGCACGGGUCUAUGCGCACACGUAUCGUACAUGUAGCCGAUACGAGUUAUACGUUUCUAUAACCCUCACUCACUCAUUCACACUCACGUUCACUCACUUAUUCACAAUUACAGCACGCCAAUCACACUGUUUUUUGUGUACAGAUUUUACCCAGCACCCUGAUGUCUGUAUCAGAGACUGAUAGCCCACCUAUUCUCAGCCACAGCCUGGACACCACGGGAGAAGAUGAGGUGAGAACCUUAUUCGUUAGUGGAUUACCCAUGGAUGCAAAACCAAGAGAACUCUAUCUUCUAUUUAGAGCAUAUAAGGGAUACGAAGGAUCAUUAUUGAAAGUUACGAGUAAAAAUGGAAAAACGUCCUCACCAGUUGGUUUCGUUACGUUCUCAACUAGAGCUGGAGCCGAAGCGGCUAAGCAAGAUUUACAAGGUGUGAGAUUUGAUCCUGAUUUACCUCAGACAAUCAGACUCGAAUUUGCCAAAAGUAACACUAAAGUUAGUCGACCCAAACAGUCUAGUCCACCAGCAGGAGGAACUCAUCCAACUCUUGUACCAGCUUUGACUGGUCAUGAGAUUGGAGCUGCUCUAUUACCUGCUGUACACGACGGUUGGCCUCAUCAUCCUCUCUCUUAUGCAGAAGUUCCUGUGUCUUCGGCUAUCCCCACAGCAGCAUUAGUACAUCCAGCACUUCACGCCCAACUCCCACCGCCACUCACAGUACCUCAUCCUCUCUCUCAUGCUGCACUGGCAGGUAGUGCCACUAUUCAUGCAACAAUACCACCGCCCCAUCUGGUCACCAGUCCCACAAUGCCCAGUCCGGUUGGCUCCACGUCUUCUUCGUCGAACACCGUACCCUGCUCGACCCUCUUCGUCGCAAAUUUGGGUCAGUUUGUCUCCGAACAAGAACUAAAGGAUCUCUUUGGAAGCUUUCCAGGCUUCUGUCGUUUAAGAAUGCACAACAAGGGUGGUGCACCGGUUGCAUUUGUAGAGUAUCAGGACAUCCGAUUAGCGAUGCAUGCUUUAAACGCACUUCAAGGCUAUGUACUCUUCUCUUCGGAUAGGGGAGGCGUACGAAUUGAAUACGCAAAGAACAAAAUGGGUGAGAUGUCAAGGGAAUGAUUCAUCAUAGUUUAGUCAUCUUUUUGGAAAUUUUCGAACAUUGUAAGCAUCGUUAUUUAUGUACAGUCCAAAAAAUUAUCAUCCAGAAAAUAUGUGCGUUUUGUUUUUGAUCUUCAUAUUUUCAAUUAUCAUCCUUUUUUUUCCUUUAAGAAAAUAUUCUAAGUAAGGAUUAUUAGAGUUUAGAAGAAUUUGGAAGAGCAUUCCUUGGUUUUUACUCCCUUCUUUUUUUGUUUUUGGUUGAUGUCGAACACUUUUACUGAAGUGACCUUCCUUGCAAUGGAUGCCUGGAUGGUAUGCCUCCCAAAUAAAAAAAACAACAUAUCACAUCCCUCUUCGUGGACCAGAAUGAGCAAUUUAAAAUUAUACUUUUGAGAAAAAAAAAUACAAGCGGCUUUUAUUCCCUUUGUAAUCUUUUUGUGACUGUGAUGUGUGCCAUGUCUAUGCAAAUUUACCCUACGAUGUUAAGCUGUUCUCGCGAGUUUUUUGUACAUAGUAUGGGAAAAAAUAUAUAUAUAUAAAAUAUAGACCAAAUAUAGUAAGAUAUAAAUGCAUCUCUUUGAAAGAAAAGGGAAUAAAACAAGACAUUAACAGCAAGAUAAAUUUUGAAGUAGCCUCGUAUAAUUUGAAGAGAGGCCUCAAUGUUUUCUUUUGGAAAUGUUUACUGAUUGAUCGAUCUCUUGUAGCUAGGUGGCCCCCCUUUUGCAACGCAAUGUGGGCCUCAACCUUUUACGCAUGUAAGCUUAUAUAAAAUUCAUUAUUAGUCAUUAUCCUACGCGAAUUACGAACAUACCAGGGAAUUUCUAGUUGCUGUAAAAUUACUCCGCCCCGUUGGGCCUGGUUAUGUCUCAGUUAUAAGUAUCAAAGAGAAGACAAUCAACCCUUCUUAAGGACAAACAAAAAAAAAAAAGAUAUCUAUAUAUAUAUAUAUAUACAAAUUUAGAACCACUGGAUAAAUUGGAAUAAACCGAAGAAGUAUGUAUCUAUGCAUUAGUGUUUGUCUAAUGCAAAUGCCUUGUUAGAAACCUCAUCUAAUUUCUUUCUUUUAUUAAAAAUAUAUCUUGUCAAUUGGUAAGAACAAUUGUUCGAGAGCAAAAAGACAUUAAAGAAGUUCAAGAAAUGUUCAUAAAUUUAUUCAAACUUUUCUGUUUUCUUUCCCAAAGUCUACCUCUUGUGAUUGGCAUGUUAUUGGUGUUUAUAAAGAAUAAAAAAAAAAAACAAAACAAAGGAAAAAAUAAUAGCUCAUAAAUCAUUGAAUGAUAAAGAAUCAUGCUGACAAUCCUUAAUAAACAUUUCUUUCGAUGUGAGAUAAACACUUCUGCUAACAAAGGCAGUUUCAUAUUCCGUCCAUUAGAUCUCACAUUGAUAGAAACAGCAAUAGGACAAUUAGGAGUGUGUAUGGAAUUUAAAAAAAAAA